CCUACACACUGCAAGUGAUAUAGGUCAUAAGCCACUACACUGCGACUUAUCAGCCAUAUACGAGGCCAGGCUACCUGCGCUUAUUUCACAAAGUCCAUUCUUGCGCCAAGCUGCUCGGCUUUAUCUAAUCCUGGUUAAUGCAAGGGGCACGUUAAUGCUGGAAGGUCUGGCUGGUGCGCUGAGGAUUGCACGCACCACGGCGGUUGCUUACUUCACGAACAUCUAGCUGCCCAGCUAAGGCCCGGAGGCUAGGGCCAGUCAUCUUCAGCAGCACAUGCAGAAUCGUUCGGCUAGCAACACUUGCUUCAAAUCGGCCCUUCCAGUUUUCAAGCCGACGUAACCGCUGCCUUUCCCAAGUUAGCCUCCAACCAUGUCUUGGCGUGACCAGCCCUACUCCGUGCCUCGUGCGGACACCGCCUACAUACCGGUCGCAUUCCAUGGCGGAACAACAGCACCGCUCUUCCAAGCUUAUCCGUCCUACACCACAACUCCCGCCUUCGUCUACGUUCCCCAUACUUCCGCAGCAGUAGACCACAUCCCAAGCGCAGGUGCCGGCCCAUGUGUGGGCAUGAUGCUCGCAGACACGCUGGGCGCCUUCGGGAGCGGCUACCUCCUCCAUCCGCACAGCAGCAGCACCCUGCAGUACACACUGCCCCAGCUCCCUCUGCCUCCGCUACCUCCUCACGCCUGCCAAGUCCCUACCGCCAUGGCGAUGGUUCCGGCACCCGCCAGCCACCCCUACGGCUCCUCCCACACGCCCAGCAGCCCUCCAAGCCGCAGCGCCAGCAGCUACACCGGCGACGGGAGCCUCAACAGCACCCACCCCCAUGCUUCCGCCUCCUUCGUUCCGGAACCGACCCCCGUUCUUGCGCCGGCUGGUGCAAGCCUGCUCAUCCCUUCCGCUAGCUACCCGCUAACCACCACCACCGCCGCUGUCACCGCCCACGGCACCAGCAACAUUAGGUUCUACACCACCUCUGCACCUGCCACCACUGCUGCUCCUGCUGCUGCAUCCACCCCGGCGACGACGCCACCCGCACCUCCUCCAUCAGUCCCGACCCAGGCACCGCAGCAACCCCACCAGCAGCUGCACUCCAGCGGUGGUCCGGGCCCUGUCCCGGGUUCGGCCGUUCCAGCAGCAGGCCCCACCACCCAGGCGCCCGGCGGAUCCAAUCAGCCCGGCAUCACCCAGGAUGCCCAGGGACUGGAUGCUCCAGCUGCAGCUGCAGCAGCAGCCACACCCGCAGCAGCAGCAGCAGGCCCCAACACCCAGGCGCCCGGCGGUGUCCCGCUCCUCCGCCCUAGCCACAACCCCGACCCCAGCACUGCCAGCACCAGAAGUGAGCGGCGCAUUCAGCGGCUACUGCGAAAGAUUGAAAGCGUGUGCAACAGCAUCCAGAGCGACAGGGGCGCGGGGGCCGAGGGCGGCGUUGGCAGCGUGGACACGGGUGCGGGCGGCGGGGUCGUUGGAGGGGAAGUUCCCAUUGUGCAGCAGCGGGAGAAGGAGAGCGGCGCUGGUCACAGAGACGAGCCAGAGGGCCGUACGGGGCAGCAGGUGGACUCGCUGCCACCGCAGCUGCCGGUGACGCCCAUGCAAGCAUUGCCCUUGGAGAAUGCUGCCAGCCAGAGUUACAUCAGCGACGGCAGCAGCGGCCGUCGUCGUCGUCGCCACGGAAAGCCACCGCUGCCGCCGCCUGUGGCAGCGGCAUCCUCCGCUGCCACCCCCGCUGCCUCCGUCGGCACCGACGCUAUCGAACCCUUCACGCCAGCCGUGCCGCCGGGCCUGCACGGCCGCCGGUCCUCCAGCGGCGGCAGCAGCGGCGCAGCCAUGGAGAGUUGCAGCAGCAGCUGGAGCAGCUGCGACUGGGGGCAUCCAUCCGUGGGCACUGGGGCUGACCCGGCAGCUACAGACCACCUGGGAAGCGACGGCGCCUCUGUGGAGGAGUCCAGGCACGAGUUGGAGCUCACACUGCGGCCGGAGCUGAUUGGCGGGGGUGUGGGUGGUGGUCCUGUGGCGGUGCUGGUGGUGGAGGCUGUGGAGGGGGGGAAGGAGAUGUCGAGUGUGAACACCGCCGACGGCACUGUCGGUACGGGCGAAGCAGGAAGUGGUAAUGAGAAUGCUACCGCCGGUGGUGCCCGGAAUGGGACGGAAGCAAAGCCUGUCGUGCAUGCUGGCGACGGGGUUGUCGACGUAGAGGGCAGCAGUAACACCGUGAUUGAGGCGGGAAAUAGCCCCAUCGCCGAUGUACGACAGGAGCUUGGCGUGCAGCAGCUGCAGCCGCUGCGUGUGGAGGGCCCCCGCAGGAGCGGCUUCAGAAGCAGUUUCAAAAGGCGCGUACCAAGGACAGCCACACCGACGGCGUUGGCGCUGUCACCGCAAGUCGCCGCAGCGGCCGCGGCUGCUGCUGCCGCCACUGCAGCGGCCCUAGCGACGGGCUCCCCUGCGGCUGGAGCUAGUGGGACGGCGGUGCCGCGGCGGCGGCGACGGCAGUUGUACGGGCGCCGCAGUGGCAGCACUGUACCGCAGGAUAAGACUCCUGCGACCAGUGGUCGCAGUAGCAGCGGCAAUGGUGAGGUCGGAUGCGAAGGCGACGCGACAGGGGCCGACGCCGCUGGUGGCUGUGCGGAUUCAGGUGAGGGAUACCUGGGUGAGCAAAGCGCUGCUGGAGACGACGGCGGAGUUGGAGGGGAGCAACGGCAGGGCGGCGGGCUACAUUCGGAAUCGCCAUCGGCAGCACGUGUGGCGGAUCCAGUGCAGGCAGCGGAGGUGGGGCGGCGGGCUGAAGAGGAGCCGAACUCUCAUGAGGCUGAGACGCAGACAUGCCAGCAGGACGGCGAUGUACGGCCGCUUCUGUCGGAGGCGACGGCCGCCGAGGCGGCGGCGGUGCAGUCACUUUCGCUGCCGCCGGCGGUGGCCAGCCCCGCUACACCUCCCCCUCCGACGGCUACUUGGCUGCCGUCGGCGCAGACGCUGGCGUCGGCAUUUGCCGCAGCGGCUGCGGCUGCCGUCGCCGCCGUUUCUGCGCCAGUGCCGUCAGAGGAGGCGCGGCAGCAGCCCCAAGCUGCUUCUCCAUCGCCGGCGCUUGAACCGACCACCGUUUCGCCGGCGCAGCCUUCUCCCGCAGCUGAGGCAGUUGCGCCGCGCCAGCAGAGCAGAAGCUCACAGACCCUGCAGGCCGACCUAAGCGAGCUAGCAAGCGACACCUCUGACAGCGAGUCCGAAGCGGAGUACGAAACCAUUGGGCGCGGUCGGUUGGCGCCGCCUGGGAUGAACGACGAAGCUGCAGCUGCCUGGUCGUACUCCCCGUCGCUGCCGGCGCGGCCUUUGAUGUACGGCGCCGCUGCCGUACCGGAAAUGCUCACCACGGGUGCCACGGGUCCGCGACGUCACGUUUCGACUGGUGCUUUCGUCGGUGCCACAGCGUCUAGCCGUCUCGCAUACACUUUCAGUAACAACCCGCUGGGCCCCGCCACCGCUGCCGGCGCGUUCCAGCCUUCCUUCCAGCAGCCUGUCCGGAAGCUUGCCGCGCAGACCCCCGCCACCUCCGCUUCGGCUGCCGCCAGGGCCCGUUCAGAGGCCGGGUUCUUGGGUACGACAAGCGUGCCAGCGGCCGGGGCGGCAGCGUUGCGGCGGUUCAACCGCUCUAGCAGCAGCAUUGGUGGCGGCGCCGUCGGCGGCCCAGUAUCGGCGACGUCCAAACCUCUGAGCCGCAUCGCCUUGAGUGCGGACUUCAGCGCACCUCGGUCUGACGCCAACCGCCAGUCGUACAGUUCCGGUCCAGCGCCGCCGUCGUCGCCUUGGUUGCCCGCUCCCUCUGCGGCCUCAGCCUCCGUCGCACUCGAGACCGCCGCAGAGGUGCUGGCCCUGAUAGACGAGGACCUCAUGCGCUGCGGCGUCAGCAGCGUCGGCGACGGCGCUGUUCGCACUCACCAGCGCAGCGGCGACAGCUUGUUCCAACCGCCAACUCCGCAGCCGCAAGCCUUCUACCAGCAGCGACCGCCUCUUCACCCCGGGUUUUCGCAGCAGUUGCAAUGCCAGCAGCCGUCACUGCUGACGACUUACGCGCAGAGGAACAAGGGCACCGCAGGUGCCGUGCGAACAAGCGGCGGCGCCAUUGGCGUCAGCGGCAGCAGGAGCGGCAGUGGCGACGGCGUCGACGUCGGCGAAGACGGUGUACGGCGCCUUACUACCCCAGGUCGCUACCACACGCCCUCCAACGCCCGUCGCUACCGCGGUGCACAGGUCUCGCUUCAGGAAGCUUACGAACCAGCAGACCGUUACGGCGGCGGUCCCGAAGGCGAGGGCGAGGGCCUGCAGAACAUUAUGCGGCGUUUGGAUGAGCAGUUGGCUGGGGUAACGGAGGACGCUGAGGACAGAUACGGAGGCGCAGCGGCGAUGGCGGCGGUGGAGCAGCCUCCUCGCUGGGCUCAAUCUUCAAGCAGCAGACUGGGCUUUGGCGGCGGCAGUCCCUUUGAGACGAGCGGCGCCGCAGCCAUUGCCGCUGCCGCGGCUGCCGACGGUGCAUCGGCGGCUGCAUGGGGGUUGUUGGGGUCGUCGCCGGCGAGCAUGCCGAGACCGGGUCGUGAGCUGUCUGCUCGUACACGUCCUUUCGUACCGCCGCUGCCGCUGCCUCUGCCACCAGCGCCGCCGUCAGAGUCGCGGAGGUUUGGCCGAUCGUCUUCUGGCAAUGCUGCGGGCAUGGCGUGGUCGAGACAGGAAGGAGCCGGGCCUGUAGAUAUUGAUAUGGUAAAACGGGAUUUGGAGAAGCUGUUGAGUGCUUAUUAAGCGGGCCACGCGCCUUUCAUUGUUGGCGACCUAAUGUGUACUACUACGCGCCAGGUUGAGAGGGAACCUUCUGUCCUGAGAUGGAUACUACUUUUCAGGAUUGCGUCUCGAGUAACUUCCUUUCUCUUUUUGUACCAGUUUCUGCCGUAAGUUCCUGCCGAAACCGGAUGUGUCGUUGUUUCGAGGCGUCGUUAGGCAUGUCAUGUCUUCUUGUUGCUUUCCAAAAGACUUGGGAGAUGUGUCUAAAACGGUAUUUUCGCGUUUGGCGGCCAGCGUCUACCGCAGCAAUGUCCUUGCAGGGUGGCCGAAAGCGCCGGGCCUUCCAUAACCUACGGCAUGCGCGCGUCAUGUUGCAGUGAUGGCGCUGUGAUACGGCAUCUGCAUUUAAAGCAAACCAGUAACUGCCGCAAGGCAGGGAUUGAAUGGUUACUUCUUACUAAUUACCGUUAUAUAUAGCCGUUGCUGUUGACGUACCGUGUGGUGUUGAGGCCGGCUUGCAUGACGGUAUUUUGCCACAUAGUGGGGUGCGGUGACGUGUUGUGGUCCUACUUUCGCUGUGUUGUGCCGUACAACGGCGUACUUGGACGUGUCUACUUGGAUUCUCGCCUUUUGUCACGGAUCUUUUGACGCCUAUAAGACAUGCACUGGAUGCUGCUGCUAUGUUGUAUGAAAGGUUGAGGCUCAUGGAAGGGGGGGACAUAUAUAUGGUUAUAGUAUUUGGGGUACUUGAAGAAUGAGCGUGCGCCUUGCGAAUAGGCGACUGUGGCCGUAAUGGCCAGCACUGCGUUUGACCUAUAGCGAGCCUAUUCAUACAAUCUUAUCUCCCUGGCGCUACGGUGAUACAUGUCUCGUGUGAUCUUAGCGGUCCUAAGCCUGCAAAGGUGGCUUGCAUGUGUACUUACGUUUUGUGCGGCGAAUGCUUAUAAAUACGACGUUGGUUAUCUUUUUACGUAUAUGCUCAUCGGGCAGAUGUUUUGGGGGGUGGCUACCGGUAUGCAGCCGUAAGCUGGCUUAUUCAGCCGUUGCUGGGUAUUUAGCGCACCCCUGAUCCUGUUAACACUCAUGCGCCGUUCCAAGGAAUUGCCGGCGGCUGUAAAUGAUAUA
Molecule: messenger RNA, 5890 nt
Organism: Astrephomene gubernaculifera
Lineage: Eukaryota; Viridiplantae; Chlorophyta; Chlorophyceae; Chlamydomonadales; Astrephomenaceae
Source: the annotation of a GenBank genome assembly